GUAAGGUUUGGCAUAAUUGCAUGCUUUCUUGUAUAGUUUUGGGACGAUGCUUUUAUAGUAUAUCUCUGAACCUUCCGUGACCAAACCUAUCAUGGCAGAUCCUGAUAUUGAUUUCGCCAGUGGAGAUGCAGGGGCUUCCUUAACGUACCCGAUGCAGUGCAGUGCUCUGCGGAAGAACGGCCACGUAGUGCUCAAGGGACGUCCCUGCAAGAUUGUGGAGAUGUCCACCUCCAAAACUGGGAAACAUGGUCAUGCAAAGGUUCACUUGGUUGGAAUUGACAUAUUCACUGGAAAAAAGAAUGAAGAUAUUUGUCCCUCCACUCACAACAUGGAUGUUCCCAACAUCAAAAGGCUUGACUAUCAGCUGGUUGGUGUCUGUGACGGAUACCUUUCCCUGAUGAAGGACAAUGGGGAUGUGCGGGAGGAUCUCCGCCUGCCUGAGGGAGACCUUGGCAAGGAGAUAGAGAGCAAGUUUGAGGCUGGGGAGGAGAUGCUGAUCUCUGUGCUGUCUGCCAUGGGUGAAGAGUGUGCUGUUGCAAUCAAGGCAAUGACCUCAAAGUAAACAGGAGCAGGCUGGCUGAGACCUCCACCACAGAUCUCACAUUAUGGUUCCAAAUGUCACCAAAGCAAUCAAGUUAUGGCCUUUACCAAGAACCUCAAAUUGUUUCAGUUUAGCCAUGCUGGACAACGAUGACUUUUUUUUUUUCCCCUUUUCUUUUAUUUAAAAUCUGGUCUCUUAGGGUGAUGGCCAAUUUGUGUUCUUCUAAAUAAUUUAGGAACCCCCCCCCCCCCCAUCUUUUUCUCUCUUGUUCCAUUUUUUCUGGUUUUGUUCUAUUUCCUUGCUUCCAUAUUUCAGAUUUUCUAUUGAACAUUCCUUUGGAGGAUGAGCAUUUUUUAAUACUAUUGAGUUUUUCUAGUUCCUCUAAAAAAAAAAAGUUAGUUGGCAUGUUUAGUCAUCGUGUGUGUGUCUUUGUGAGGUCAUGCACUUGGGUUUUGGGACUAACCUUGCCCAUUCCAGCUGUGAGCCGAAUUGGAGUGCAGCACAGUUAGUGAGGGGGGCAGACUGGUCCCUCUCCUUACACUGCAACAAAUUUGAAUGCUUUCCUUCAUCUGCCUUAAACUGAUAAAUCCACUAACAGACAUAGACAACCUUAUGGCCAUGUGAAAUUGUCUUUUUCUUUUAGGAAAUAUUACAUUGGUGGCUGGCAUUUGGCAAAUUUAUAAAUGUGUCAACUGCCUUCACUGAGCAAGCUAUCCAAAUGUUGCUCUCACACCGUCCUGUGGUGUAGAGGACUGGGUGUCACCCUGCAAGAGAAAUGGCAUUUAAUUUACAUCUUAUUUUCACAUGAGGACUUUACCAGACUAUACAUUAAAGUUCAAUAUAAAAAGUGAACUUUUUGGUUUAAAACACCUUUUUAAUAGCUUUUCUUAUAGUGAAUUGGAGCACUGUUUCAUUGUGUCUAGAGGCACAUGCCUGCUGUUCUUCGGCACGUAUCUCUUGUGGCAUGGUGUGUAGGAAGUACUUGCUGCUCUGCCCCACCACCUACACCCCAGUCAGGCUGUGUUGGGCUUUUUCAGCUUGCAGAGCAUCUGUGCAGCCCACAUCUAUUCCACAUCAACCACAAUGGUUUGGACUGUUCUUCACUGUAGAUCCUUUCCAGUUAUGCUGGCAGUUCGUGUUUGCAGUCAGGAAGCUUUGUUAGCUGUGGACGGUGCACAUAGGACCACUACACUAGUAGUCUUCCCUAAGCCAUAUUUCGGUGUCCUGAAUGCUACAGCAGUUGUGGACAGGCAUAUGACAAGAGCUUGGUGCAUGAGUUUCCGGGCUGGUUUUGCUCUGAUAGAUGACAUGCUGGACCUAGUUCACUCUUAAAGCCACAUAUUUGCUCAACCUGACCAACUGUUCCUUUUGUUCUAAGCACUUCAUGAGUCUUAUUUGACUGAAUUUUUAUUGCUUUUUUUCGAUUUUUAUCUGAAAAAUGAAUGUGCUGAUGUAUUAUUUGUGAACAGUGUUCAGUUGCUGGGAAUACAAGUAUUAAAUAACGUUUAUACAAGCACACACACACACAGAUUUAUGACACCUUUACUCUGUGUCCUGUAAAGUUGCAGAUGUAUUAACUGUUGUACCAUCUGAAUUUAUAAUUUUCUGAGCAUCUCAAUGUGUGAUGUUUCCCUGUUUUGUGUUUCAGCGACAAACAAAUCAAGGUACAUGUAUGUGGUAAACUAAACAUUGUGUGUUCGAACUGAAAUGGCACGGAGGACUCUAACACUUGGCUUUUUUUCUUUCUCUGCCUUUCAUGUUGCGCAUAAUUGUUCUUCAUAAAGAAUAUCUCAUGUUCAGUUUCCUUUUUCCUGGCCUCAGAAGUCUAUUGCAAUUUUUUCCCUAUUGAAAAGCUACCUGAGUAAUUAUUUGCUUGGCUGUCGGGAAGGAGGGGUAGUGGGUUACCAGUCAUUAACGAGUCUUUAAAUCCCCUGUCUUGUAUUUUCUGAAGGUUGGAUGCAUUUGUGUUGGUUGUGCAUGCUCAUAUAGAGGCCGAACCUGUAUACUAAAGGGCUUUCAGGACGCAGUGUUUCAUGACAUCAAGCAGUCAGCCGUGUUGGGUAGAUGUUUCGGACUAGUCUCAUGAAGACGGUCUUAAUCUUGCCUUGAUAUUCUUUUAGUUUCAAAUAUAUUUAGCUCUUUUGAUACCUGAGCGAAUGAUGAGGGGGUGGGUGGGUGUGUGUUCUUGUCUGAUUUCCCAAGGCUUGUGUUUUUGUUUUUAAAUUUGGGAAAAUGGUUAUAUUCCUGUGUUUAUGAUUGUUGUUAGGUUGUGGUCAACACAAAACUUUCUAAAAGAUUUAAGCAACAUUGCCCAAAUGUGUUCUGUCACAUACACAAGACCUCUGCUAGUCACCCAGCUGUCAGAGUUUGUGUGGUUUUGUUGGAGUAUACAUAAUGAGUAGCUUAUAUGAUACAACAUUGUGCAAGCUGUAUUAAAGUAGAGGCUGAAACUUAAUUUGGACUCCUUAAAUCAUUUUUAAUAGCUUCUUAAUGAAUGUUGUCAGGGAACAUGGCUUCCUAGUUCAGUCAUAACUGCUUUACCUUAUUCUCAUUACAGAUAAGGUGGUUUAGUGUUAAAUGGUUGGGUUUGCAGCCAGUGAAGUGAAAAAGAACAGUGGCAUUAGACAGUAUAGAUGUUUAACCAACCAACUUCAAGUUGAAAGUAAGGAAUUAUUGAAGGUGUUGCUGACCAUGGUGCUGAACUAUCUUAGGUGGUGUCUCAGGUUUAUACUCAUCAGUGGAAUAUGACAUGCAGGACCUUACUUUUUCUCCACUGGCUUUGUUUUGAAUGAGAAUAUGGCUAAGAAAAGAUGAUUUGCUGUGGUUGUCCUUUCUGUGUCAGUUGGGCUUGCACAUUGAGUCUGACCAUCUAGUUGUGUAGAAUUAGGGAAAUAUGCAUAGUA
Messenger RNA from Electrophorus electricus (electric eel), 3444 nucleotides. It is a transcript of the gene eif5a2, whose product is annotated as eukaryotic translation initiation factor 5A2. Gene Ontology annotation, biological process: positive regulation of translational termination; positive regulation of translational elongation. Lineage: Eukaryota; Metazoa; Chordata; Actinopteri; Gymnotiformes; Gymnotidae. The record is from RefSeq and is a predicted model, not a curated record. Gene Ontology annotation, molecular function: RNA binding; ribosome binding; translation elongation factor activity.